GACCUGACAUCUGACUGUAGUACUAGGAAGUGUUUGUGAGUUGGAGCUGCUGAGAUGGAUGAAGAUGGGCUCCCUAUAGUUGGGUCUGGGAUAGACCUCACUAAGGUCCCAGCCAUCCAACAGAAGAGAACUGUGGCUUUUCUGAAUCAGUUUGUGGUGCACACUGUUCAGUUCCUCAAUCGCUUCUCAACUGUGUGUGAAGAGAAACUAUCAGCUCUUUCACUACGCAUUCAACAGAUUGAAAUAACUCUCAAUAUUUUAGAUGCAAAGCUUUCCUCCAUACCUGGCUUGGAAGAUGUGAAAGCUGAAACCCAACUUCUGCCUACCAAUCUUACCAAUGGACACGUACCAUCACAGCCCGAUACAGAAUCCCUAACAGUUUCACCCCAGUCAGAUACUUUUUCAUACUGUUGGCAGGUGGUGCAGCAGAAUUCCAUGAAUGACAAUGCAUCACAGAAAGAAGUACAGACAGACAGUGUUGCAACUGUGGCUAAAGAUCCUAGAUAUGCUAGAUAUCUGAAGAUGGUCCAAGUGGGAGUACCUGUGAUGGCCAUCAGAAAUAAAAUGAUUGCAGAAGGACUUAAUCCAGAUCUUUUAGAGACUCCAAAUGCCCCAGUUCCUGAUGGGGGACUUGAAGCAGACGGCAGCUCUGACAGUGAAUCUUCUUUUAGUGACCAAAGCUGCUGAAGCUGCUGGACUGUAUGAACAUCUGUAUGAAUCCUGUUUGGUCAUGCCAGUGAUA
Molecule: messenger RNA, 742 nt
Organism: Nanorana parkeri
Lineage: Eukaryota; Metazoa; Chordata; Amphibia; Anura; Dicroglossidae
Gene: WASHC3
Product: coiled-coil domain containing 53
Exons: 7
Coding region: 55-687 (210 amino acids)
Biological process (GO): exocytosis; actin filament polymerization
Cellular component (GO): WASH complex
Source: RefSeq, a predicted model, not a curated record